This is a messenger RNA of Ficedula albicollis (Collared flycatcher), 2032 nucleotides long. It is a transcript of the gene LIMS2, whose product is annotated as LIM zinc finger domain containing 2. The transcript has 10 exons. Gene Ontology annotation, cellular component: cytoplasm; cell-cell junction; focal adhesion. Lineage: Eukaryota; Metazoa; Chordata; Aves; Passeriformes; Muscicapidae. The coding region runs from base 80 to 1105 and encodes 341 amino acids. Gene Ontology annotation, biological process: positive regulation of substrate adhesion-dependent cell spreading; positive regulation of integrin-mediated signaling pathway; cell-cell adhesion. The record is from RefSeq and is a predicted model, not a curated record.
CCCGCCGGGCCCUCAGCGCUGCGGCCGAGCCGCGUGUCCCGGCCCGCAGCCCCUCGGCCUCGGCGCGGGGCUCGCCGCCAUGACGGGCAGUAAUAUGUCUGAUGCUCUGGCGAAUGCCGUGUGUGAGCGCUGCCAGACGCGGUUCGAUCCUGCCGAGAGGAUUGUCAACAGCAAUGGGGAGCUCUACCACGAGAACUGCUUUGUCUGUGCUCAGUGCUUUCGGCAGUUCCCAGAGGGACUCUUCUAUGAGUUUGAAGGUAGGAAGUACUGUGAGCAUGACUUCCAGAUGCUGUUUGCUCCCUGCUGUGGGGAAUGUGGCGAGUUCAUUACUGGGCGUGUUAUCAAGGCAAUGAACAACAACUGGCACCCAGAAUGUUUCCGCUGUGAGCUCUGCGAUGUAACCCUUGCUGACCUGGGUUUUGUGAAGAAUGCUGGCAGGCACCUGUGCAGGCCAUGCCACAACCGUGAAAAAGCUAAGGGGCUUGGCAAGUACAUCUGUCAGAAGUGCCACUUGAUCAUUGAUGAGCAGCCCCUGAUGUUCAGGAAUGAUUCCUACCAUCCAGAUCACUUCAACUGCACCCACUGUGGGAAGGAGCUGACAGCCGAGGCCCGGGAGCUGAAGGGGGAGCUGUACUGCCUGCCGUGCCACGACAAGAUGGGCAUCCCCAUCUGCGGAGCCUGCCGCCGGCCCAUCGAGGGCCGCGUGGUCAACGCUCUGGGCAAGCAAUGGCAUGUUGAGCAUUUUGUUUGUGCCAAAUGUGAGAAGCCAUUCUUGGGGCACCGUCACUAUGAAAAAAAAGGGCUGGCCUAUUGUGAGACUCAUUAUAAUCAGCUCUUUGGAGAUGUCUGCUACAACUGCAGCCACGUGAUAGAGGGAGAUGUGGUAUCAGCUCUUAACAAGGCCUGGUGUGUGAAUUGCUUCUCCUGCUCCACCUGCAACGUCAGGCUUACACUGAAGAAUAAAUUUGUGGAGUUUGACAUGAAGCCUGUGUGCAAGAAGUGCUAUGAGAAAUUCCCUCUGGAGCUGAAGAAACGCCUGAAGAAGUUGUCAGAGUUGGCAUCCAAGAAGAUCCAUCCUAAAGCUUUAGAUUUAAACUCUGCUUAAAACAAACAGGUCUGUCAGUCUCCUGACUGCACUCUUAACACAAGCUGUUGCUCACUGCAGCUUUUACUUACAGAAGCAAUUACUAAGAAGUGGAACCAAAGAUAAGUAGUACCUUCCCCUGCUUCUGGUGAUGUCUCUUGCAUCUAGACUGGCCCUUUUCUCAAGCAAUUGUUUAUUAACACUGGCAGGAAGAGGAGUAUGAGUUCUGCUUGAGCAGCACACAGGCUGAUUAUUAAUUUGCUAUUAAUGCUGCAUUUUGCCUUUGUGAAGUUACACAGUCCUUCCUUCCUCAGUUGAAUUGUUCUACUCUUUCCACUCCUCUAGUCUAAGGAAUUUGGAAAAAGUGGUUAAUCGUAGGGCUGGAAGAAAUGUCAGAUUUUCUCUUUUUCAAUUGGAAUAUCAGAAUUUUUCUUCUUACUCUGAGUGAAGCAAUUCUUAGGUUUUUAAAUAUAAAGGCAAAUAGUCUGAAAGUUGUCAUUCUUUACUACAUGUGAAAAGUUCUGGUCUUUCUCCAGAUUCCUACAGAGAAUAUAUGGGUGUCCUAUCCCAUAUCCUAGUCCUCCUGGUUUAAAGGUUUACUGGACAAGCCCAGGAACCAAUAGCUAUGGCAUCUGCGCUGCCCACUUAGGCCCAGUGUUAAGGCAGCUAAGUUUCCUUUGCUGCUCCCAUGCUCAGUACUAAGGAGAUUGCAGCUGUCAGGGCCACAUGAGCCUCUUCAGAAUAGUUGGGCUCUCCUUAAGGAGAAGGUGGCUAUGGGAAACUAAACAUUUUAUUAGAGCUGACACUAAUUUUCUGUUCUCUACUACAUGGCUGGUAGAGCUUCUACUGGUCAACACAAAGCAUGUCCUGUCCAUUGGAUAGCUGAUACUUAUUGAGGCAGUGUGGCUGGAGCACUGGUUACUCUUCUGCAUAAGGAAAUUGGAUAAA